UUGCAGGUAGAAGGCGAAACUGCACGUACGGUUGCCGAAGCAAUUAGCAUUCUUUCAGUUGAAAAGCCUGUUAUCGAUCGACAUCCUGAGAAACGAGUGAAAGCUGCUUAUCAGGAAUUUGAAGAGAAAAUGUUGCCACGACUAAAGGAGGAGUAUCCCACAUAUCGUCUUUCACAACUAAAACAGGUAUUGAAGAAGCAGUGGCAGAAGUCGCCUGAUAAUCCAUUGAACCAAAAAAUUUUGGGGAUUAUCCAGUGA
Molecule: messenger RNA, 258 nt
Organism: Gongylonema pulchrum
Lineage: Eukaryota; Metazoa; Nematoda; Chromadorea; Rhabditida; Gongylonematidae
Source: the annotation of a GenBank genome assembly